CUAAGCUACUCGGUCGCGCCAGAUAUAUGCGUUGCGUUACUUGUGCUUUUUGCGUUUACUCAACAGAGACCUUUAGCUGUUGAAGUUCAGCCAUAGAAUUAUUGUCCUGGCUAGGGAACGACAGUUGUUAUAUCUGUGCACCUUGCUCUUGUUUUCAUAUACUUAAGUGCCCCCAACCUGGACACAGGCAUUUCAACUAUUGGGAGUCGCAUAAUGUUAGAGGAUGAGUUCGCUGAGCUGGACCUAAAUGAAAACUCUGAAAACACUUUAAAUGUACCGUUGAAUUCUGAGUCUUAUCUGCCGACAGGUUUCACACCUGAACGAAAUGUCACACAUGGCAUAUCGCCCAUUGACACUGGGAAAGAAACUGUAAACACUGUUUCCGAUGUUGCAUUUGUAAAAGUCACAAGCCCUGCAAAAGUUGGUGAGGGUAUUUCGUCAUACAUAGUAUAUCGUGUUAAUACAAAGUUUAAUGGCAAGGAAUUUUCAGUCCUCAGACGGUUUUCUGAUUUCCUUGGGUUGCAUGAAAGGUUAGUCGCGAAGUAUCUUUCUGAAGGAGUUAUUGUUCCCCCUGUUCCUUCUAAAGAUAUGCUAGCUACAACUAAAGUUAAAAUGUCAAAGGACGUUUCUGCGGAAAAUGAAUUUGUUGAACGUCGCCGAAUAGCUUUAGAACGAUUCCUAUCACGAGUACUCUCACAUCCAGUUUUACAUAUUGAUGAAGAUGUCUGUGAGUUCCUUCGGCAUGAAGGAGAGCUACCACGUGCAACAAACACCCAACUAUUGUCCGGUGCUGCAGCGAUAAAAGUGAUGAAAAAUUUGGGUGAUGCGAUUGGAAAGUUUGCUUACAAAGUUGAUGAUCCCGAAGAGAAUACUGCUGAGGAGUUCUUCUAUCAGAAAGCAGAUGAAUUAGAUAGUUGGGAAAAGCAACUUAAACGUCUUCACUCCUCGCUUCUUAAUUUAGUAUCAGGAGACAAUGACCUAGCAAAUGCCGAAGCUGGCUUGGCUCGUUCAGUUCUUCUCCUGGCUAAUGUAGAAGAAAAUACUGGUCUAGCUCAAGCACUUCAUCAUCUGGCAGAAACAGAAGGACAUGUCGCUGAUUUACACGCUUUACAAGCAGAAGCGCAUACGUGCCAUUUAGUGGAGUAUUCUCGAGAAUUACUAGGCAUGGUUCAGGCUUGCAAGGAUGUUUUAAGUGAACGUGUACGAAUAUAUCGUACAUGGAAAACCGCUGAAGCUAAUCUUCGUUCUAAGCGUGAACAGAAAAUUCGAAUGGAAAUGGCACCUAGAAAUGAUAAUAAGAAGAUGGCCACGAUAACAAUGGAGUUGGAAGAUAUAAUUUACGUCAAUAACUGGGUUUUUUUGUGAACAGCCUUCACUUGAUUGCAGUUCACAUGAAUUUAGACGACUGAUUUCACGUCACACACGACUGACUAUUUGGACGAGAAUACAAGAGUAAGCGGGAAAGUAUACUGGACUAUCUAAUAAAAUACACAAACACACCCAUAUAUAUAUAUAUAUAUACCAGUCUAUCUAUAGGGAAUUGACCCAUUUUGACUCCAAUGAAAUCUACUUGAUUUUUAUGUCACAUCUGAAUGCUAUCGAUUGACUUUUUCAUUAGGCUACUUCUGAUUGGCACUCCACAUUAGAUGACUGUAUUAUUAAUUAAUUACUGCGUAUAUUAAUAACUUAUUUUAUAGUAUAUUCAACUUAUAGAACAUAAACAUCAAAUAUUACUCAAACAACAUGUUUUCACUGAUUUAUCCAAAGAGGAUUAAAAUGAUCUAAACCUACCUAAUCAUCAUAAGGAUUUGAAAUUUUAAUGAAACUUUUCGUUGUAUUCCAUUUGAAAUAAGAAUUCAUUAAAAAUUGUCGAUAAGUACUGGUGGAUACUCCGUUUUUGUUUUCCCCCUAGGUUACACUUGAUCUUAAAGUUACUGUUACAAAUUAGUCGCUAUUUAAAAACUAAUAUUUAAAGCUAUAUGCUGGAUGGGAAUCAUAUUUCUGGAAAUAGUAAUUAAAAGUUAGCAUGUGAUACUCUAUAGGAUAUUCAAAAUUUCACCAUCAGCUUUAUUGAUCUAUGUACUUUCACAGCAAAUUAUCAACACAACUGGUUAACUCGUACAAUUUUACUAAUCAAGUAUUCGAUCAGUCAUACGUAACAUAGAACCUGGCAUAUACAUGCAUCGAUCUAAGUUGUCACACUGAAUUAACAAAGUGAGGUAAGUAAAUGUCAGAGCAGUUGAAUUAUUAAGUGUCAGUGGUAGUGGGAGGCAUGAGAAUCGACAGUGUGAUUCUGGACGAAGGAACGACUUCAUAAGAUAAAAAAUUAAGAUAAUUUUGAUACUCAAGAUCUAAAAGGAGACGAAGAGUGAAUACACUAGCACUAGUACUAUCAACUCUAAGCCAUAUUAUUCACCGUCUCAAGUACUCGUUAAAAUAACCACUCGGUGACCUCAAAAGGUAGUCUGCAUCUACCUACAAUGGCUUAGUCCUACAGUCAAUGACUUCAUGAACCGAUGUCACGAGUAUUAAUUGUCCUCAUUUCUCUGAUGCUAAUCAACAUCCUUGGUGCAUUUUUAGGAUAUAGUCUCUAAACUAUUUGCUUUACAUAUAGUGCUCUUUCUUCACUUACUCUCCAAACAAUUAUCCCGCCUUGUGAAUUUUCUUCGAGUAUUUUUUAUUGUUAGAUGAUUGAGAAUAUUUUGCACCAUUUAUUUAUGCACGAUUGUUUUUAUUAUAUAAAUCAAGGUUUUUGUUAUGAUUACUAGUUCUUAUUUUUUGUAUAUUUCAUUUUGUACAUUACACAUAGUUACAUAGUUGUAUUCUUUUUUCUUCAUUUCUUUUAAAGCUUGAAAAUCGUGUAGAUCAAGCUCAGCAUAAGUUUAAUAAUAUAUCUAUAAAUAUUAAAAGAGAAUUUCAAAAUUUCGACUUGAAUCGUUUUGCUUAUUUCAAACAAGCCACUACAGAAUAUUUAGAAUUGUUAUUGCAAAUUCAAUUAAAAGUGUUAGAGAACUGGGAGAAAUAUUUGUCUUAUACAAACGGUAUCAAUUGAUGUAUGCGCAUAUAGGCUCUGUUAACAAUUUUUUUAUUUCUAGAAAAGAAAUAUCCUUGGUUUUGGAAUUAUUUUCCCUCUCUUUAUUACACAAUCAAUAUUCCACACUUAUUUAUUGUUCCAUUGAAAUUUUAAGUUAAACAUAUAUGUUAAUUUCUCAUCCUUUGUGUUCAAGUAACACGCACACACACACACACACAGAUAAUGCAUGUGUAUACACUUGUAUACUGACUGUAUUUCGGGUAAUUAAUUCUAAAUAAUCGCUUGGAUAUGGUGGUUGUGAUAAGUCUUUAUUUUUUUCUUCUGUUAAUCAUUUUGUAAUUUAUGUAACUCUUAGAUUGAUUUCAUAUCUCUGCCACUUUAUGCUGAUUUCAUGCAUAUAUUUAAUAAUAAUAUGGUGUUUUGAUUUAAAAAGCAAUGGAAUUUUUAUAUAUUUCACCCUCAUGGGAUAACAAAUAUUAACAGACGUAGUAGGAGUACAGAGUAUUAAACAAUUUAAUGACAAUUUUUUAACAGGAGAGUUUUUGCAAACAAGUACUUUACUGUGUUUCCUUCUCCCGUUGGAACUUCAUGUUAAUUAUAAAAUUCAUAAAAUCACCUUAGAUGGGAACAUUUUUUUCUUCACUAUUGUUGAUAUCUGCGCAGCCUUAUAUAAUAGGAUUGUAUACAUGAGUUUCUUUUUCCUUUUGCCCUAUAUGUGCUGUCUAUAAACAGACAACCAAUGACACAGGAUAAACAUCAGUGUGGAAGGACAUUAUCCUUCAUUCUGUUCCAACUAGCAUGAACAGUCUAAAUAAUAAGGCGCAUUCUGUGUUUAAGAAAAUUUAAAUAGUUUACCUGUUUGCAGACUAGUUUACCUUUCUAGUAUACGUAACUUUAGACGUUCUGUAUACCUUAGGAAACAUAAUGGGUGAUUAUGAUCUAAAUACAUAAUUUCUUUUC
Messenger RNA from Schistosoma bovis, 3994 nucleotides. NCBI's taxonomy places the organism in Eukaryota, Metazoa, Platyhelminthes, Trematoda, Strigeidida, Schistosomatidae. The record is from the annotation of a GenBank genome assembly.